CGUCGAUCCCGAGACAGCCUUGCUCCGACCCGCGAAGGGAGGUCUCAGCGAUGUGCAGAGGCAGGCAGGCCGAGACUUCGCUCUCUGAGAAGCCAGUCUCUAUUCUGUGGCGGCUGCCGUUCCGGCUCCCCUCGCCCAAGCCGUCUCGCGUGCCACGCUGCUGCCGCGCUCUCGCUCGCGCGGGCCGGCCGCCCGAAGGCAUGCUCGUGCAGGGCGUCGACGGAGCCUCGACGCACCGCGACGAGCUGAGCUAUGCGUACGACUGGGCCCUCGCCGUGGGCACGCCAGUGCUCGCGGCACGUGCCGGCGUCGUGGUGGAGGCGUGCGACGUCUUUCGAGCCGGCGCGCCGAAGCCUGAGUACCGACCGCUCGCCAACCACGUCGUGCUGAGGCAUGCGGACGGGCUGUACUCGCGCUACUUUCACCUGAAGCAGGGCUCCCUCCGCACGAGCGUCGGGGCCGCGGUCUCGGUGGGGCAGCCAAUUGCGGCGUCCGGCAACACGGGCUUCUCCUCCGGCCCUCACCUCCACUUCGACGUCACCGACUCGACUCCCACGGAGACGUCCCUCCUCUCGGUCGAGCGGACAGCGACGCAGCAGCAACGCGCGGGCGGUGCUGCCGGCGCCGGCGCCACCGACACCGCCGCCGAUGCCACCGACGCCGCCAAGGAGGCCCCCCCGCCGCCCGGCCUCGUCAGCGGGACAGUCAAGAGCGCCGCCGCCGCCUUUUGCUUCGCGCUGCCGCCGGCCUCGUCGCCGCUGUCGCCCUCGGCUCGGCGGGAGGGGCAGGGGUCUGCGCGGCCGCCUCACCGCCGCGCCUCCGCACGCGUAGGCGCGCCCCGCUCGUACUGGGCGACCCUCCCACCGCAGACUCGCCUCUCGCCGCCUGCGACGGCGCCGUCGUGCUGUUGCGCCGCUGCUUGCACGUUGACUUUGUCGACAAGGUGCGGCGCGCCGAGGCGGCCGGCGCGGUGGCGGUGGUCGUGGUCAACAACAAGCCCGUGCCCGCCGUGCACACGAUGGGGUGGGGUCCGGCCGCACAGAGAGAGGCGCCGCCGGGCGUGCCAGCGGUGAUGGUGCCUCUCGUCGAGGGGGAGGCAAUGGCGGAGGCGCUGCAGCGCGGAGAACCACUCGUGUGCACCCUGAGCGGCUCGCCCCACCUCGGCCGCUUCCGCGGCGGACACCGCGAGGCGAGGGCGGCCGCGUGCGCCGCGGCGAGGGCAGCCACGCCGCAGGCUAGCCCGCUCGACCCGCGGCCGUGGCUGCCCUUUGUGCCCGUCACGCAGCCGGCCGCCUUUGCGUGGCCCGCGGAGGGAGGCUCGCCAGAGGCAGAGGGCGGGCGGCGGGCGUACUUCCCGGCGGUGGGCGAGAUCCCACCCGUGGCGGUGCAGCGGGCGGCCGGGUGGGAGGAGACCUGACUCCGGGGCGCAGUGGGGCGUGUUUAUUUCGCGAUCGUGCCGUUUCAAUUCUCGAGUUUCAAUUCACUCUCUCGAUGUUUCUCCUGACUGCUCGUGACACAGCUGGCUCCAGUCUGUCUCGUGUCUGUCUGUGGAGAGUGAGAGUAGAAGAUAUGCUCCGCUGUUGGCGGAAUUCUUUGCACCUG
Molecule: messenger RNA, 1602 nt
Organism: Emiliania huxleyi CCMP1516
Lineage: Eukaryota; Haptophyta; Isochrysidales; Noelaerhabdaceae
Exons: 2
Coding region: 51-1073 (340 amino acids)
Molecular function (GO): metalloendopeptidase activity
Source: RefSeq, a predicted model, not a curated record